GAAUCAUUUGGCGGCGAGCAGCGAGACCCAUCGGUCGUUCCAGUCCCGACUUGGGUUCGGAUCUUCUUCACACCUAUCGAUCAGUCGGGAAUAUUAAUACUUGAAUUGUGUAAAUAAUAAAUACAUUGAAUAUUUUUCGCCGAUCUCGAGUUAUAAACAUUUUAACACAGCGUAAAGUGGGCUUUGGAUCGGACUUGGUUCUGCUUGAACAAGCUGUCAAAGGACGCCGGCCAUACACUCAUCCGAAAGUUGCAGUCAUUAUGAUAGAACGAGAAAUUAUCCACACGACCCCAGCUUCAAAGCGCAUCUUCGAUGUGCUCCAGGACAUCCUGCAGUUCCUCGUGCUCUUCGUGCGAAUUCUUCUGGAGCUGUUUGUUACUCUCGUGCAGGCCUUCUUGCCCCAAAGGCUUAAGGAUGUUAGCGGGGAGAUAGUUCUGAUAACCGGAACGGGUCAUGGAAUAGGCCGGGAGCUCGCCCUUCAUUAUGCUUCUCUGGGCAGCACUGUGGUUUGCGUGGACAUCGACGAUAAAAACAACCUGCAGACAGUCCAAAAGGCCAAACGCCUCAAUCUGGGCGAAGUUUACAGCUACAGCUGCGAUGUUUCCAAGCGCGAGGAAGUCAUGGCCCUGGCGGACCGGGUGAAGGCCGAGGUUGGACUCAUAUCCGUGCUUGUAAAUAAUGUCGGGAUAAUGCCCACCCACCCGAUCCUCCAGCAAUCCGCCGAGGAAGUCCAGCGGGUGUUUGACGUGAAUGUUUUCUCGCAGUUCUGGACCAUCCAGGCCUUUUUGUCCCACAUGCAGGAGCAGAACCGUGGCCACAUCAUCUGCCUCUCUUCCAUUGCCGGUUUGGUUGGAAUCUCCAACUUGGUGCCCUAUUGCGCCACAAAAUUCGCUGUUCGCGGGCUGAUGGAGGCCCUGCACGCGGAGUUACGAGAGGGACCUUACAGGGAUCUGAUAAAGACAACCACCAUCUUUCCCUAUAUGACCAACACUGGCCUGUGCAAGCACCCCAAGGUGAAGUUCCCUUCGAUCCUGGGCCUGCUUGAUCCCAAGCAGGUGGCCAGGAGGAUCGUGGAGGCGCACCGCUCCGAUCUCAUGGAGGUCACCAUCCCCAGCUGCCUGCUGCACAUCAACAACUGGACGCGACUCCUGCCGGAUCAUUGUGGCCUGAUGCUCAAGGACUUUAUCGACAGCGGCGUGGAUUCGGACUUAAUUUAGAUUGCCCUUGAUUUAGAUCAUAGAUCGAGUUUCAAUAUGUUGCAGUACAAUAAACUUACUAUUGGAGUAUGUAUCAAAAUAAAAUCAAAGUUAUCAUAAUAGUA
Drosophila biarmipes is the source of this 1321-nucleotide messenger RNA. RefSeq names its product epidermal retinol dehydrogenase 2. Bases 261 to 1217 code for a protein of 318 amino acids. The record is from RefSeq and is a predicted model, not a curated record. Gene Ontology annotation, cellular component: lipid droplet. Gene Ontology annotation, molecular function: oxidoreductase activity, acting on the CH-OH group of donors, NAD or NADP as acceptor. The transcript is spliced from 6 exons. NCBI's taxonomy places the organism in Eukaryota, Metazoa, Arthropoda, Insecta, Diptera, Drosophilidae.